Messenger RNA from Pediculus humanus corporis (human body louse), 420 nucleotides. RefSeq names its product mitochondrial ribosomal protein S23, putative. Gene Ontology annotation, molecular function: structural constituent of ribosome. Gene Ontology annotation, biological process: translation. The record is from RefSeq and is a predicted model, not a curated record. Gene Ontology annotation, cellular component: ribosome; mitochondrion. The transcript is spliced from 3 exons. The coding region runs from base 1 to 420 and encodes 139 amino acids. NCBI's taxonomy places the organism in Eukaryota, Metazoa, Arthropoda, Insecta, Psocodea, Pediculidae.
AUGGCUUCCAGAUUGGAGAAGAUCGGCAGUAUUUACGCUAGAGUCAGUAAUUUAUUAAGUAAAAGAAAACCAGGUUCAAUUGAAAAACCUUUAUGGUUUGAUAUCUACACAAAAUAUCCUCCUAUACAAGAACCUUUAUGGAACAGACCUCCUUUAGAUAUUAAAGUCAAAGAAAUAUUUUAUGAAGAAGAUAAAAUUAGGGCAAAAGUACAUAAAGCUUUAAAAAAUAAAUUGACUCCUUUUAAUUUAGCUGAUAACAGAAACAAUAAUGAAAGUGAAUUACCAAUAAAAUUAUAUCAAGAUUAUGUCUCACAAGGAUUAACAGAAGAUGAAGCUAUACAAAAAUUGACUGAAGAUUUCAAUAAGGAUAAACAAAUAAUGAAAAAUAAAAGUAAAAUGAGAUGGUGCUUGAAUACAUAA